UUGAUCGGAUCAUGUUCGCUCACUGUGGGCACUGAAACGCGGCGUUCGGAGCGGCGCUGACUCUUCGAUGCCUGCUGCUUCGAUUUCCUCCCCGCUUUCUCUUAAUAGAUGCCGCUGUUUGAUCCGAUUCUCCCCUGCGCUUUCUUUUCGCCGGUGCCAUGAUUAGACAAGAGAGCUCGUCAUCUUAUCAAGAGCUAAAUGAAGAUAUGGAGUGUGGAUCUGCAAAUUCUGAACCAUUAGAUGAAGAGGGUAAGGAAGAUACCAGUUCAACCAUCCUUCCAGUCCUAGAUGGUGGCAGCCCUUCAGUGCAUUUCAGCAAGUCCUGCCUGAAGAACGUCUUCUCCGUAAUACUUCUCUUCAUAUAUUUGGUGCUUAUGGCAGUGGCCAUUUUUUUGGCCUAUCAAACCAUUGCUGACUUUAGGGAAAAACUCAAGCAUCCAGUGAUGUCCGUCUCAUUCAAGGAAGUGCACUCUUACGAUGCUCCUGGUAUUGCCCUCUACCCAGGCAAGGCUGAACUGCUAACCUGCAAGCAUCACUUCUACGAUUACAUUCCACCUUUGGUCAACCCAGGCCAGCCAGGGAAAAUUGAUUGCGUUACCCAGAGAAUCAACUACACAGAUCCAUUUACUAAUGCAACCAAGAAAUAUGCUGUGAUUGUCAAAGGACCCCAAAAUGUGAAGAAACGGGAAUUGGUCUUCAUGCAGUUUCAUCUGAAUGAGACUGAUCAGGAUUUCAGUGCGAUAGAUUAUCUUCUUUUUUCUUCAUUUCAAGAUUUUCUCAACAGCCCAAACAAAUCGGAAUUUAUGAAGGUGUGUGAGAGUUCCUAUUCCAGUUGGAAAUUCUCUGGAGGCUUCCGAACUUGGGUCAAAAUGUCUUUGGUGAAAACUAAAGAAGAAAAUGGUUUGGUGGCAGUUGAAUUCAGGCAGGAGAUUAGUGUGGUUAAUUACAUUGAACGAAGGACAAAAGCUGACACUGACCAGCUAUUUUUUGUGGUGUUUGAAUGGAAAGAUCCUUUUAUUCAGGAAGUUCAAGAUAUUGUCACUGCAAAUCCUUGGAACAUGAUUGCUCUUUUGUGUGGUAUAUUCCUGGCUUUGUUUAAAGCAGCCGAUUUUGCCAAACUGAGUGUGAAAUGGAUGAUAAAAAUCCGAAAACGGCAUCUCAAGAGAAAAACUCAAGCCUUGAACCAUAUAAGUUGAAAACAAUGUGCUUCACAGAUUU
Thamnophis elegans (Western terrestrial garter snake) is the source of this 1218-nucleotide messenger RNA. It is a transcript of the gene PACC1, whose product is annotated as proton activated chloride channel 1. NCBI's taxonomy places the organism in Eukaryota, Metazoa, Chordata, Lepidosauria, Squamata, Natricidae. The record is from RefSeq and is a predicted model, not a curated record. The transcript has 8 exons. Gene Ontology annotation, cellular component: cell surface. The coding region runs from base 159 to 1196 and encodes 345 amino acids.